CGGUUUCAUUAAAUUUCAUAGAUUUGUUCAAGAAGGAAACACGUUAAAAUUACUUUGUUAUUUUUUCCAGUGACGGUUUUUAAAACCUAAUACCUACAAUCAUUCCGAAAAGUAGCACUCAGGGAUAUUCGCAUAUCUCCGCAAUUCUUAUGAUAUCUGUGAUAAAAACAAAACUUAUAUAUAUUUGAUAGCUGUUAAAUCGAUUGCAAUGGGAACCUUGGGCAAUCAGUUCAUCCUCUCGCGGGAGCGUCGCCGGUUCGGGAGGCAGUGCCUCUUCACGGACCGCAACGAGAUGAUCCUCAGUGUGCAGCCGAGUGGACGGCUGCGCCUCAAAUACAUACUGCGCAAUCCGAUUAACGAACGUACGCAGCUGAGCGAACAGUAUGCAGCAUCUUCGGUGUUGACACACAACGUGACCCUGGAUUCCCAUGGCUUGAAUCACUACGAAGGCGGCUGGAACGUCAAGGAGGUCAACAUGAUGGACGAGGAGUCCACAAUGCGUUAUCGCAAAAAGGUCGAGCGCGAUGACUCCUGGGGCAUCGAGGUGAACCAAUUGAUGCACGACGCAAUGGACAUCAGUUCGGCCAACAAUGCAGUCAACAUCUACGAGGACUUCUUUGUGGAUCUACCAGAGGAUUUGGGCCGUGGCAUCAGCAUGAAGAUCGCUGCCAGGGGUACCCAUGUCUUUCAUGAUCUGUGGAUCCCAUCGCGAAAGCUGAUGACGUGCGAAUGGCUUAACAAUGAUCCCAAUCAGUUUCUCCUGUUCUUUUCCAAUCGAAUGAGCCUGACACCGGACUACACAAAGCAGUUGAACACGCUUCCCGAUUUCGGCAACGAUAAUCCGCAUGCAUUCUACAUUUGGAACUUGGAUGAUGCCACCCGACCGGUUGCCCACUACGAUUCAAGUAGAGUCGUGCGGGUCGCCAAGGUGUGCAUGCGGGAUGAGACCUACAUGGUGGGUGGACUCCAGGAGGGUCAGGUGGGCUUCUGGCUAACCGAGAACCAGGGUGGUCCCAAGAGCAUGUGCCCUCUGGAGGCGUGUCAUCGCGAGGCCACCACGGCCAUCUGCUGGGUGCACUCGAAGCUCAACACGGAGUUUUACUCAGGUUCGCUGGAUGGGUCCAUCAAGUAUUGGGAUACCCGGGAUCUUCUCAUGCCGGUGCAUGAGGUGCUGGCCGAACCGGAUCCCCAGACAGUUCAAAAUCGCCAGGAUGCACAUGGGGUAACUUUCCUCGAGUUCGAGUACACCAUCCCAGUGCGCUUCAUAUUCUGCACCGAUAUGGGUUACUUGUUCGUGGGCAAUCGCAAGGGCACCAAUCCGCAGGAUACUAUCGUUGCUGCCUAUCAACUUUUUGCCGGUCCCAUUCGCUGCGUAAUGCGUAAUCCGUUCUUUGUAAAGAACUUCUUGGUGGUGGGUGAUUGGCGGGUGCGGAUCUGGUCGGAGGAGGUGAAGAACUGCCCCAGUACCUUCUACUUCCGCCGGAAAAACCAGGUGCUGAGCGGUGCCUGGAGCACGGGACGCUGCUCGCUGUUCUGCAUCGGUGACGACAAGGGCAAUUUGGAGUUUUGGGACCUGCUGAUGUCCCACACCCGACCGAUUCUCACCAUCAAAUACAAGUACGCCGUCACCCAUCUGGUGUUCAAGCCGGAUGGAACAAUGCUAACCGUGAGCCUGGCCAACGGCGAUUGCCUGAUGCUCCGCUUGGAGGAGGGUAUGCGAAGUGCCACCAUCAAGGAGAAGUCUCUCAUGAUGUCGAUGUUUGAGCGGGAGAUACAGCGCUGCAAACUUCUGGAGGCUCGCGAGGAGGAGAUCAAGUUGAAGAAGCGCCUGACCACCAUCUUCUUGGAGGAGGAACGCAAGUCCAGGGAAAAGCUGGAGGCCAAGAAGAAGAAGGGUCAGGCCAAAAAGGAGAUGGAGCCGAAGGUUGAGGACGAGGCGACCAUUUUCCUCAGGAUGAUCGAGAGCGACUCGGAAUUCAGCAAGGCCCUUCUGGACUUCAACGAAGCCAUGGAAAAUAUCGCCAUACAGCGUUCCAAGCGCACUUUCGCCAUGGAGCGCACUGUAUUCGAGAUGCAUCAGCCCAUCCCUUGAUUUCCCUGUUAUACCUUGACCAGCAUUUUCUUACAGCAUUGUAUACCCAUUUCUGCAUUUCAAUAAAGCAAUAGCUAUACUUUUA
Messenger RNA from Drosophila mauritiana, 2177 nucleotides. Its product is annotated as dynein intermediate chain 3, ciliary. Gene Ontology annotation, molecular function: dynein light chain binding; dynein heavy chain binding. The record is from RefSeq and is a predicted model, not a curated record. Gene Ontology annotation, cellular component: outer dynein arm. The coding region runs from base 209 to 2092 and encodes 627 amino acids. Gene Ontology annotation, biological process: cilium movement; outer dynein arm assembly. The transcript has 2 exons. Lineage: Eukaryota; Metazoa; Arthropoda; Insecta; Diptera; Drosophilidae.